Messenger RNA from Dermatophagoides farinae (American house dust mite), 779 nucleotides. RefSeq names its product Evr1_Alr domain-containing protein Alr (gene Alr). NCBI's taxonomy places the organism in Eukaryota, Metazoa, Arthropoda, Arachnida, Sarcoptiformes, Pyroglyphidae. Gene Ontology annotation, cellular component: mitochondrion. Gene Ontology annotation, molecular function: flavin adenine dinucleotide binding; flavin-dependent sulfhydryl oxidase activity. The record is from RefSeq and is a predicted model, not a curated record.
CUUUUUGGAUAUUUUUUUUCUCUCUCUCUCUCUCUCUCUUUCAUUUUGUCCUGUUAAUUGUUGUCGGUAAAUUACCUCAACGUGUUUGUGUUUGUUGAAAAAAAAUGUCAUCGUUUGUUACAAAUAUUUUUCAAUCAAUGUUUUCAUCAUCAUCGAUUACAACAGUAACACCAAUAACAAUGUUACAACAAUCACAUGAUGGUGAUUAUGAAUAUGGUAUCGGUAGUGGACUACGCCAUCAACGUCCAUGUCGUGCUUGUAAUGAUUUUAAAACAUGGAUUCAGACCAAUCAAAAUCAAAAUCAACAGGUUAAACAUCAACAAAAAAAUGAUGAUGAUAAUAAUUCCAAUUUAACUAGAUCUGAUUGUCCAUUGGAUAAAAAUGAAUUAGGACACAAUACUUGGAGUGUUUUACAUACAAUAUCUAUGUAUUAUCCAGAAAAACCAACCAAUGAUGAACAAGAAUUGAUGAAAAAUUUCAUAAAAGGAUUGGCUCGUUUUUAUCCAUGUGAAACAUGUGCCAAAGAUUUUCAACAAGAAAUCCAUAAUGAUCCACCACAAACAGAAAAUCGUCAUUCAUUAUCAUUAUGGUGGUGUCGACAACAUAAUCGUGUGAAUAAAAAAUUAGGAAAACCAGAAUUUGAUUGUCGUCUUUUGGAACAAAGAUGGCUUGAUGGUUGGAAUGAUGGCUCAUGUGAUUAGAUCGAUGAUAAUAAUUUGAUAAUAGUUUUUUUUUGUUUAAAUUGUUUCACUUCAUUUUGCUAGUUUUUUUUUAUUUGU